AUGGGUGAAUGCCCAGUACACAAGUCGGCCAAUGUGGCUGGCCACGGCACUCGCAACCGUGACUGGUGGCCCGAGAACUUGAAGCUCAAUAUUCUGCGCCAGCACACCGAGGCAACCAACCCAAUGAACAAGGACUUUGAUUAUGCGACUGCUUUCAAGAGCCUCGACUACUAUGCCGUCAAGAAGGACCUAAAUGACCUCAUGACUGACUCCCAGGAGUGGUGGCCCGCGGACUUUGGCCACUACGGUGGUCUCUUUAUUCGUAUGGCAUGGCACAGUGCUGGUACCUACCGCGUCUUCGACGGCCGUGGUGGUGCCGGUCAGGGCCAGCAGCGCUUUGCUCCUCUCAACAGCUGGCCCGAUAACGUUUCCCUCGACAAGGCUCGCCGCCUGUUGUGGCCCAUUAAGCAAAAGUACGGUAACAAGAUCUCUUGGGCCGAUCUGUUGGUCCUGGCUGGUAACGUUGCCCUGGAGUCCAUGGGCUUCAAGACCUUUGGUUUCGCCGGUGGCCGUGCCGACGCUUGGGAGGCCGAUGAGUCGGUUUACUGGGGUAAUGAACUGGAGUGGCUCACCAAUGAUGCCCGUUACAAGCCCGAGAACGAGCAAGAUGCCGCCAAGCAGAGUGACAUCCGCACUCGUGAUCCCGAGGACCCCCUCGCUGCCGUCGUCAUGGGUCUGAUCUACGUGAACCCCGAGGGUCCCGAUGGCAACCCCGACCCCGUUGCUGCUGCCCGUGAUAUCCGCAUCACUUUCGGUCGUAUGGCCAUGAACGAUGAGGAGACCGUCGCCCUGAUUGCCGGAGGCCACAGCUUUGGUAAGACUCAUGGUGCGGCGAGCGCUGAAAACGUUGGCAAGGAGCCCGAGGGCGCCGGCAUUGAGCAGCAGGGCUUUGGCUGGACCAACGCUCACGGCACUGGUAAGGGUCCUCAUACCAUCACUUCUGGUCUGGAGGUGACAUGGACCCGUACUCCUACCAAGUGGGGCAAUCAGUUCCUUGAGUAUCUCUUCAAGUAUGACUGGGAGCUCACAAAGUCCCCCGCCGGUGCCAACCAGUGGGUGGCCAAGACUAACGACGAGCCCAUCCCCGAUGCUUAUGACGCGAACAAGAAGCACAAGCCUAAGAUGCUGACCACUGAUCUGUCUCUGCGCUUUGAUCCCGCCUACGAGAAGAUCUCUCGCCGCUUCCUGGCCAACCCUGACCAGUUCGCCGACGCUUUCGCCCGUGCCUGGUUCAAGCUUAUCCACCGUGAUUUGGGUCCCCGCGCCCGCUGGCUCGGCCCUGAGGUCCCCAAGGAAAUUCUCUUCUGGGAGGAUCCCGUCCCUGCUGUUGACCACCCUCUGAUCGAUGCUGAGGAUGCUGCUGACCUCAAGCGCCACAUCUUGAGCUCCGGUGUUGAGCCCACCAAGUUCAUCUCUACCGCUUGGGCCUCUGCCUCCACCUUCCGUGGCGGUGACAAGCGUGGUGGUGCUAACGGUGCCCGCAUCCGCCUUGCUCCCCAGAACAACUGGAAGGUCAACAACCCUGCCCAACUCGUUGAGGUCCUGAGCGCCCUGGAGGAGAUCCAGCGCAAGUUCAACAGCUCCCAGACAGGCAACAAGCGGGUGUCGCUGGCCGACCUCAUCGUUCUAGCCGGCUGCGCCGCCCUGGAGAAAGCCGCCGGUAUCCCCGUCCCCUUCACUCCCGGUCGUACGGAUGCCAGCCAGGAGGACACCGAUGUCGAGUCCAUGCGCUACCUCGAGCCCGUUGUCGACGGUUUCCGCAACUACGGCAACUCCUCUAAGCGCAUCCACAGCGAACAGAUUCUUGUCGACCGCGCUCAACUCCUCACCCUCACCGCCCCCGAGAUGACCGUCCUGGUCGGUGGUCUGCGUGUCCUGAACGGCAACUACGACCACUCCAACCUGGGUGUCUUCACCCAGCGCCCUGGCCAGCUGACCAACGACUUCUUCGUCAACCUGCUUGACAUGAACACCGUCUGGAAGCCCACAGACAGCAAACACGAGACCUUCGAGGGUUUCGACCGCAAGACCGGCGCCAAGAAGUGGGAUGCCAGCCGUGUCGACCUCAUCUUCGGCCACCACGCCGAGCUGCGUGCCCUGGCUGAGCUUUACGGCUCUUACGACGGCCAGACCAAGUUUGUGGGCGACUUUGUGGCGGCCUGGGAUAAGGUCAUGAACCUGGACCGCUUUGAUGUCAUUUACGGGGGCAACCAGGGCCGUGCUCGUCUUUAA
Messenger RNA from Penicillium daleae, 2232 nucleotides. RefSeq names its product Catalase-peroxidase. The record is from RefSeq and is a predicted model, not a curated record. Gene Ontology annotation, biological process: hydrogen peroxide catabolic process; cellular response to hydrogen peroxide. The transcript has a single exon. Lineage: Eukaryota; Fungi; Ascomycota; Eurotiomycetes; Eurotiales; Aspergillaceae. Gene Ontology annotation, molecular function: heme binding; catalase activity. Gene Ontology annotation, cellular component: cytosol. Bases 1 to 2232 code for a protein of 743 amino acids.